Messenger RNA from Oryza brachyantha (malo sina), 1534 nucleotides. RefSeq names its product probable F-box protein At3g61730. Gene Ontology annotation, cellular component: nucleus. Gene Ontology annotation, biological process: reproductive system development. Bases 17 to 1255 code for a protein of 412 amino acids. NCBI's taxonomy places the organism in Eukaryota, Viridiplantae, Streptophyta, Magnoliopsida, Poales, Poaceae. The transcript is spliced from 8 exons. Gene Ontology annotation, molecular function: protein binding. The record is from RefSeq and is a predicted model, not a curated record.
CGCCGCCCACCGCUGCAUGGGCAAGGCGAUCUCCCUUCUCUGGCCACCACGAGAGAGCGAGACCGAGGGCGAGAGGGGCGUGAUGGAGCUGAGGAAGCGCCCGAGGCCGCGGCGCGUCGACCCCGACUUCGUCUCGUCGCCGCCGCAGCCGCUGCCGCUGCCGCCGAGGAAGCGCGCGAGGAGGCAGGCCGCGCCGCCGGCUCCUCCUCCUCCUCCCCCUCCUGCACGCCAACCACCACCGGCACCGGCGGCGAGGAGGCGGGCGAAGUGCGCGCGGCUGAUCAUCCAGAGCCCCGUCGCUGGGCUUCAGCCGUCCGUGUGCGGCCCGUGCGAGGCGCCGCUCCGGGCAUGCAGGCUGCUGCGCGUCUCCUCCCUCUCUCGCCGUCGCCCUCCCUUCGACUGGUACGAGGCGGACAUGUGGACGGAGGUGGCCAAGUACCUGUUCGGCGUGGAGCUGGCGCGCCUCUCCUCCACCUGCCGCUGGUUCCGCCGCCUCCUCGCCGACGAGUCCAUCUGGCGCUACGCCUUCCUCCGCGACCUCUCGCUGCUCCCUUCCAGCGCCGACCGGUACCCUCCCCGCCCGCUCCACCGCUCCUGGCGUCUCCUCUACACCGCCGCCUUCAAUGGCGCCCAUUCGUUCUGGUUCCGCCGGAGCACGCGGCACCUUGGCGCGUACCGGAUUGGUGGGUUCUUGCUCGAGUCGCCGUACAUGCUCCUGACGGCGAUGCUGGCGGUGCCCCGGUGGUUGCCGCCGGAGGAGGACGGCCCGCAGAUCGCCAUCGAGAUGACCGGCGCGUGCAUGCUCCCCAAUGCGCGCCCUGGCAUCUGGAUCGCCGAUUUCCAUCUUGUGAGGUGCCCCAACUGCACCAUCAACAAGUGCGCAGGGGUCUUGCAGGUUAUGGAUGCACGGCACUGCGAGCUGUUCCUAGAGCAGGGCUUCUGGAAUGGCACCUGGGAGUACGAGGACCUGGGCGACCACUACAACGACGAGGAGACCCCCACCGCAGCCUGCGCCAUCUUCAACGCCAGUAUCCACGCUCAUGCGUCCAUUUCAAGUGUUCUCAGCUCCAAGUCCUGGGUUAGGAGAUGCGACGACCCACAGCCCAAGGCGCAUUGCCGCCGACACGCUGUUGCCCUCAACUCCAACCUCCUGUCCAACUCCAACCAGGGGCUGGUGUCAAGGUUCCAGGCGAUGAGAGACACGACCGGGAACGGGCAGAUAGUUUCUAUCCGGAUCACACAGCAGAUCUACUGAUUCAGGUGCCUGGUUCGUUUCUAGCGAUGGGUUCCUGCUCUGUUGUUCAAUGUGUUAAUACCUUGUUUGCUAUUAACAUUAGUGUCGUCAGGGAUAGUCAUGAGAGGGAAUACAGUUAUACUAUAGUAUGUUAAGGUUGCAACAUAUGUUUAGAGUUAAGUAGAGAACACCCAAGAGAAGCAGGCUUUGUUGUUUAUAUCAAGCUAUUGUUUCAUGUGGUAAUGUUGAAAAUUCGCACAAUUGUUUUAGCAAAACAUAGUACCAUGUUUAUGACAAUAA